AAAAGUUGCGAAAAGCUCCUAAUACUUGCUAGGGGGCUAUCACACGAGACUAGACAUAUGAUGUGUAACCACAGACCCAACAGCCAUUCUAGAGCUAAUUCGUAAUUUCGAGCAACGACGGGCUCAACACUCGUAACUAGGCGACUACGCUAUGCUAUCUUUAACCAUAUCAUACUAUAAAAACGGGCCAGGGACUGCCGUAGCCCCUCAAAUGCACCCCACAACCGCUAUGAGGGGAGGAGUAGCCACCACCAGCUCAGCUGUCAGAGCUUUCUCUACGGGCACAUGCAAAAGUGCACCACUUUGCCUGCCACCUUUCUGACACCCGGAGGAAUUAUCG
Molecule: messenger RNA, 340 nt
Organism: Suhomyces tanzawaensis NRRL Y-17324
Lineage: Eukaryota; Fungi; Ascomycota; Pichiomycetes; Serinales; Debaryomycetaceae
Exons: 1
Coding region: 152-322 (56 amino acids)
Source: RefSeq, a predicted model, not a curated record